This is a messenger RNA of Cuscuta epithymum, 1276 nucleotides long. The record is from the annotation of a GenBank genome assembly. NCBI's taxonomy places the organism in Eukaryota, Viridiplantae, Streptophyta, Magnoliopsida, Solanales, Convolvulaceae.
AAGUCAAUAUGCCUAAAGUAAAUUAUAGGGGGCUCAACCUUUCCGCUCCUCUAAGCACACGACACCGGCCGCUCCUCCGCGCUCCGCGCCAGCGGCGGAUCUACAAUAGGGCUUGGGGGCCUGGGAGCCCACUCCUGCAGCAUUGCCCGAUCGACAGAUUCAUCCCCUUCUGCGCAGCAACUCCAGCAAUUCAGGAAGACAGCCUCUUCUGGGCCAUCACCCCAUUUUCCGAGUUCCGUCCACCUGGCUGUUUGGUCGCCCGGCGACCUUCACUUUCCUAUUUUGUAUCUCGGUGCUGGUUCCGCCGCUCCGCCUUUCCGCUCCUCCACGCUCCGCCUUUCUGCUCGGCCGCUCCUUCAUUACUGCUCGACGGUCCUACAUCAACUCAGUCGGUGUUCCAACUCUUUUCUCCUUCAAAGGCUUUUCCAUCCUAUUCAGGUGUGCAGUUGAAACAUGAUAUUGAAUAACUCCAUUCAUAAAUCCCACUAUGACGUCUUGGGUGUUAGGGAGGACGCAAACUAUGAGCAUAUUCGAACAGUUUAUCGAUCUGCCAUCCUUAGCUUCCAUCCAGACAAACUACAUGAUAAUAACCACACAUCAGAUGCAUUCUCCUCUUCCAAGCAUGACAAGACUAAGGAAACAUUCUUAGAGAUACAAAAGGCAUGGGAAAUCCUCAGCGACCACAGAUCUCGCGCCGUUUAUGAUAACGAAUUGCGUUCUCUGAGACAAGAUGCAUCAUCUGCUGAAGAUUUGGGGUUUGAUGAUCUCCAAAUGGAAGUGUGUGGUGGUGGUGAUGAUGUUAUAGAGCUCUCUUACCCUUGUAGAUGUGGUGACUUUUAUGUGAUUGAUUCUUUGGAUUUGGCAAAUAUGGGAUAUCCAUUGGUGAAGAAGGAUGGAAGGGAAAUCUUCACAGUAGAAGCAUCCAAAGAUUUACCAGUAUCGGUUGUUCUGCCCUGUGGGUCUUGCUCUCUCAAGGUCCGUUUGCUGAUAAGUCCAGACUCCAAACUGGCUUCUACUUCUGGGCCAUGAUGAUGUUUUAGUCAAUAGGAAAGUUACACUGUAAUCUUUUAGUGUGAAUUUGAUAACCUUACUUUUGUUCUUCACAAGUGCACUACUUUGCUCUUGUUUAUUACAUUUACCAAAAUGGAGCUAUACACAUUUCGAGUUUACUGUGUAGACUUUUUCAGUUUUCUAGUGCCCGUUUGGCCUUUCAAACCCCACUUUCAUCAGUCAUCAGUUAGGUUUUUAUCAAAUACCAAGUGUUUCUCAUUGAAAU